Paramisgurnus dabryanus is the source of this 3726-nucleotide messenger RNA. RefSeq names its product TBC1 domain family, member 12b (gene tbc1d12b). Gene Ontology annotation, biological process: regulation of GTPase activity. NCBI's taxonomy places the organism in Eukaryota, Metazoa, Chordata, Actinopteri, Cypriniformes, Cobitidae. Gene Ontology annotation, molecular function: GTPase activator activity; small GTPase binding. The record is from RefSeq and is a predicted model, not a curated record.
UCAAGAUGGCGUCAGGUCGCAGUAAGGAUGUUAUUUGCCGGUCCGGUCCGACUGUUUAAGGGGUUUUGACUUGUAAAAAUGCAAUUGAAUUAAAGGUCUGAAGAGAUGUUAUGCUGAUGGUCCAGGAGAGGAUUUUAAACGAGAAGAGACGAUGAUGGAUACAUUUAUGCCCUUCAUAUGAGACAGAUCCGGCGGGUCAACAUCCUCGCUGGAGGGGAGCUUUAGGAUUCGGGCUGCUGGUCGAUGGGUUAUUCACCCACUGGGAUCCACAAGAGCCACAUUAUUUCAGAUCAUUGUGUAGCUUCUGGUGUGAAGUAGCUGAUGGUGGAGUCAACAUCCACUGGAGUCAGGGGUGCUGAGGAGAGCAGACCACCUCCCCAUAUCACUGAUGAUGUCACGGACACACGAGAGAACAUAAUGCAGGGCAUCAUCUCCAAUACUGACACAUCACACAGACAGAGAAGUCAACCACACACCGCCCAGGACCAGGAUCUUCUGUGCUCUGCUGCAGAAAAAGCAGAUUAUGAGCAGGAUUGUCCAGGCCAGGACUCAUCCACACCGCACGGCACAAAUCUGCAAAACGGCCACACCGAGGAUGAGGUUCCAAACUCAUCUCAUCUUUCAGGAAGCUGCUGUAACUUAACACAUGACGGUGUGAAUGGUGAAGUGUCUGCAGACACCAGAGAUAGCACUUUGAUCAAUAAUGAUGAUGUUGGGACUGAAUCCUCUCCCUCCACUCCUUCAUCCAGUCAGUCAAAUUCUCAUUCUGAAGUAACAGAACCACCUCAAGAUACCUGUGUCAACAGAGCAACCAGGUCAAAGCAUAAUUCCUAUCCUCAAAAUUCAGUUUCUAAUCACAGCGAUGUGUGCAGAAGUUCUCCUGAUGCAGAACCGUACAGGAACUCCCCAGGAUGUCCGUCAGCUGCUGUGUCUCAUUCACUCAGGACGUUUUCCUCCAGCACACAUCUCAGCUCUGAAUCCACAUCUCUGAGUCCAGAUGAUGGUGAGAUCUUUCUCAACUCAGACAAACCAGAUGGAUUAACUUUCAUGGAUGUGAGUUUGAUCUCCAGGAACACGUAUGAAAUCAGUCGACGUCAGAGCGCACCAGAUAACAUCCCUGCGGCCAUAAGUGUCGCUGCUGAGCGAAAGCAUGGCAUGUCUGAGAUGUUCAGCAGAAGUCUGUUCUCCAGAAAGCAGAGAGAGACCCCGAGUGCCCCCGGAUGGAAGCUGUUUGGUAAAGUUCCACUGAGAGAGAGUCCACCUAAAGACUCCAAAACUAUUCAACAGGACAGUAACCCAGGCAAUCUCACAUCUGUAUCUACACCUGAUCUCUUAACUUCAGCGGAGUAUGAAGCCAAGGCGGCAAAAUCCAGCCAGAGUCCAUCCCUGCCUUCUCAGAGUCGACGUAAGAACCUAGAGUUUGAACCUUUAUCCACCACUGCGCUCAUACUUGAAGACCGCCCUGCGAACCUGCCCGCUAAGUCAGAGGAAGAGGCUCAGCGCCACCGUCAGGAGUAUGAUGACAUGGUGGCUGAGGUGAAGAAGAGAGAGCUGAAGGAUGCUCAGAAGAAGAAGAAACAGAUGAAGGAGCGUUUUAAACAGGAGGAGAGUAUCGCUAAUGCUAUGCUGGUGUGGAACAAUGAGAUUCUUACCAACUGGGAGAACAUGCGUGGGACGCGACGCGUGAGAGAUCUCUGGUGGCAGGGCCUGCCACCCAGUGUGAGGGGUAAAGUCUGGAGUCUAGCCAUUGGGAAUGAACUAAACAUAACCUCAGAUCUGUAUGAGAUCUUCCUCUCACGAGCAAAAGAACGCUGGAGGAGUUUCAGGGAGACAGGCAGUGAGCUGGAGGCAGAUGUUGAUAAUGGGGCAUCAGUAGCCGACCGUGAGUCCAGUCUAGAUCUGAUCAGACUGGACAUCUCCCGCACGUUUCCAUCACUCUUUAUCUUCCAGAAGGGUGGACCCUACCACGAUCUCCUGCACAGUGUACUGGGUGCUUACACCUGCUACAGACCUGAUGUGGGAUAUGUUCAGGGAAUGUCUUUCAUAGCUGCCGUGUUGAUUCUGAAUCUGGAUGAAGCUGAUGCUUUUAUCGCCUUCGCCAACCUCCUGAAUAAACCCUGUCAGAUGGCUUUCUUCAGAGUGGAUCAUGAGCUGAUGCUGAAGUACUUUGCAGCAUUUGAGGUGUUUUUUGAAGAAAACCUGCCCCGACUUUUUAAUCAUUUUAAGAGUUACAACCUCACACCUGAUCUGUAUCUGAUAGACUGGAUCUUUACCCUGUACAGUAAGUCUCUACCGUUAGACGUGGCUUGUCGGGUAUGGGAUGUGUUCUGUAGAGACGGUGAGGAGUUUCUCUUCCGGACGGGUCUGGGGAUCCUGCGGCUCUAUGAGGAGGUUUUGCUUCAGAUGGAUUUUAUUCAUAUCGCUCAGUUUCUCAGCAGACUGCCGGAUGAGACGUCCCCUGAACGCCUCUUCAGCUCCAUCGCCAACACUCACAUGAUCAGCUAUAACAGGAAGUGGACGCAGGUUUUUAAUCUCCUCGUAAAGGAUAAAGAUAUGGAGAAGACCAGCACACCUGCAGUGAAAAACCCCUGAAUCUCAUCUGAGACUUGAACAGGAUUAUGAAGAAGACACAGCUAUAGUCAGUAUUACAGACACAAAGACAAAAUAACACUUUUAUGAUAAAAAAUAAAAACUUUUAUCAUAAACACUUGAAAAAAUGUCCACCAGCUUUGUCUUGUACUGUAUCAGAUACCAGCGUCAGUUCAAAUUGGUUUUCUAUUAAAAGAAAAUCUGUCACUGACUGAUGUGUUUUAACAAUAUAACCAUUUUAUAUGCUGAUCAAGUUUUAAAAUAAUUUCCUUUUGAGCCUGUAAAUGCACUUGUGACUUUAACAUUUGACAUGAACACUAUUCAUGAUGAGUUAUAGAAGUGAAGGAUGUGAUUAUUUCUGAAGUGCUUUUUCUUUUAUUGUGCAAGAUUUAUUGAAGUGCAGUAGUAUUUGUUAAAAGAAGUUGUUAUUGAGCCAUUCACAAAUAAUGUAUGUAAGUGUUUAAAAUGUUUCAUAACAUCUUGCUGCUGCUUGCUGAAAAAUUGAGAGUUCAGAUACAAAAGCUGCUAAACGUCACCUCCGUCAAAAAUGUGAUGAAGAAAUUUACUGAUUGCUCUCAGCAUUCACAUAUUAUAUGUUCAUCAAACACUUUCCUUUCAAAUCCGCCUAAUCUUAGCCUCAGGUCAUUUAGAAAUAACGCCUUGUUGGCAGAAUCCAUUAAAAGAACCUGUCAGACACAUUUAAGAAGGUUUUGCAUCUGAACUCUUCAUUUAUUUAUCCAAAUCAAAAUCUUCUUGUGCUUUAUAAAUGUUUUCUUUUAAAACACUAAUAUGUAGCUUACUCCUGAAGCCCACAGAUCACAGAGAUAUGUGGCUAUAUAAUAUAAUGUUUGUCAUGUUUUGUAUGUUGAGUUUGUUUUUAAAUUAUUUGAUUAAUACAUUGAUUCUCAGUGUGGAUUUGAAACAGUCUGUUUAUAUUGGGUAUGUAAACAUUUGACUCUUAAUGUGAAAUGUAACUAAUGUCACUCAAACACUCUUGGUUUUAUUGUACAGUUUUCAUACUCAAGUGAAGGUUUGUAAAUAUCUGACCUAAAUGACACCAUCAAAUUUAAUUGUAAAUAAAUUUGAGACUGAAAUUCUUUUGUUUGUUUUUUUUUCUUUAGUUCUUGAAGAAAAUAA